CCCCGGUAGGGGUGUAUCAAAGUGGGCCUUUGGUGGGAUUACUCUGUUCAGCAGUCCGUUCUUUGAAAACCCUGAUAUGGACACUCGAACUGUUCCACGAUGAUUAUGUAUUGCUUUUUAUCCAAAACCCAGCUUGAUAUAGUCAUCGGACCGGUCGUCGGAAGCGCAUUAGUUGGAACACUGGGAUGGAGGUCAGUAUUUCUCCCGGAAACUCAGAUCCGUAGUCGGAAACUGGUCGGAAACGAAAGUCUUCCCAUAAACUCAUCCAUUCUCCACCAACUACUCAACCGAAUUGUCAGCCGAGGUCGCACCAGAGGGUGGUCACAACUGUCUCUCAAAUCAAAACCUUUCAAGAAUUCCUCCCAAAUCCUCCUCCGAAAACCCGACGUCACCCUUAUCCUUUUCUUCAACGGAACUGUCAACACAGUAUACUACGCCAUAAUCUCAUCCCUGUUCGCUUCGGCGUAACCGCAAUCGGGUGAAACGGAAGUCGGGUUGUGUUUUCUGGCGAUAGGGGGAGGGAGUUUCUAGGGAGCUUGAAGAGUGGGAAGGUGUUGGAUUGGGAGUUUGGAAAGAUCAAGAAGGAGGAGAAAAAGGAAGAGGGAAGGGUCUGGAGAGAGAAGAGGAACAAAGGAAAUCGGGAAGGUACAGUGAGGAUUUCCCGAUCAAGAAGAGUAUGGACAAAUUCGGGCCUACAGCCCAGACAGACCCGCA
Molecule: messenger RNA, 714 nt
Organism: Lentinula edodes (shiitake mushroom)
Lineage: Eukaryota; Fungi; Basidiomycota; Agaricomycetes; Agaricales; Omphalotaceae
Exons: 2
Coding region: 100-468 (122 amino acids)
Source: RefSeq, a predicted model, not a curated record